AUGUCAGAACUUACUCAUCCAAUGAUCAAAGACGGCUGGUUCUCCGAAAUCUCCAACACUAUGUGGCCAGGUCAGGCAAUGUCCCUUCGUGUGGAAAAAAUCCUUCAUGUUGAGAAAUCCAAGUACCAAGAUGUCUUAGUGUUCAAGUCUACCGAUUAUGGCAAUGUCCUGGUCCUCGAUGGUGCCAUUCAGGAUACUGAAAGAGAUGAAUUUUCAUACCAAGAAAUGAUCACUCAUUUGGCAAUGAACUCUCACCCUAAUCCAAGGAAAGUUCUUGUUAUUGGUGGUGGUGACGGUGGUGUCUUGAGAGAAAUUCUCAAACAUGACACCGUUGAGGAGGCACACCUUUGCGACAUUGAUGACGCCGUCAUCAGGGUUUCAAAGAAGUACCUUCCGGAAAUGUCCAAGUCUUACCGGGAUCCUAAGGUUCACGUUCACAUUCAAGAUGGCUUUGAGUUUUUGAAAAAAUAUCAAAACACUUUUGAUGUCAUCAUUACUGAUUCGUCUGAUCCAGAAGGUCCUGCAAAAUCCUUGUUUCAGGAGCCUUACUUCAAGUUGCUCAGCGAUGCACUUACAGGGAAAGGUGUCAUGACCACCCAAGGUGAAUGCAUUUGGUUACAUUUACCAUUAAUUAAGGAGGUCAAAGCCGACUGCAAGAAAGUAUUUCCUGUCGUUGAAUAUGCCUACUGCACCAUCCCAACCUAUCCAUCCGGACAGAUUGGAUUCAUGGUUUGCUGUAAGGAUAAAACUGCCAACCUUCAAAAGCCACUCAGAACCGUUGAUUCAGAGACUGAACGAAAGCUCUACACUUACUACAACAAGGAGAUUCAUGAAGCUUCGUUUGUUCUUCCAAACUUUGCCAGAAAAGCUUUAGAAAACUGA
Molecule: messenger RNA, 882 nt
Organism: Brettanomyces nanus
Lineage: Eukaryota; Fungi; Ascomycota; Pichiomycetes; Pichiales; Pichiaceae
Gene: SPE3
Product: putrescine aminopropyltransferase
Exons: 1
Coding region: 1-882 (293 amino acids)
Biological process (GO): spermidine biosynthetic process
Cellular component (GO): cytosol
Molecular function (GO): spermidine synthase activity
Source: RefSeq, a predicted model, not a curated record